Messenger RNA from Oncorhynchus tshawytscha (Chinook salmon), 1930 nucleotides. Its product is annotated as cbp/p300-interacting transactivator 3. The record is from RefSeq and is a predicted model, not a curated record. Gene Ontology annotation, biological process: regulation of DNA-templated transcription. Lineage: Eukaryota; Metazoa; Chordata; Actinopteri; Salmoniformes; Salmonidae. The coding region runs from base 211 to 981 and encodes 256 amino acids. The transcript has 2 exons. Gene Ontology annotation, cellular component: nucleus.
UGUAUAUAAUCCCGGAGCUGACCCAGAAAAGUAACUCUGGUGACGGAUUCUCGCUCGCCCCACAGUGCACUAGAGAGCACCGAUCAUUUUAAUUCGAUGAAAUACAUGUAUUUGGCGCAUCGCCUUUGGAAGUAAAGACGGAGAUCCAAUAGCAGAAAGAGAACGAGAGAACUUCAGAGCAGGGCCAUUUAGCUGGGUGAUAGAGAAACCAUGGCAGACCACAUGAUGAUGCCCAUGUCCCACGGCCCUGCGACGGCCCUCCAUGGCUACAGGAUGGGGGGAAUGGGUGGCCCUCCACAGCACGCCGUGCCGCAACCCGGCCUCCGCACCCUUCCCAACGGCCAGGUCAUGCACUACGGCCGGGUGCCGCAGACCUCCAUGGAGGCCGCCAUGAGGCAGCGGCCCGGUCUGGGGAUGGUGGGGCCGCCUGGGAUGAGCGGUCAGGUGAAUGGCCAGGUCAACGGAGCACAGAUGGGAGGACACCAUCACCAGAUGAACCAGAUGAUGUAUAACCAACAGCAUCAACAACAACAGCCACAUCAACAACAACAGCAGCACCACCACAUGCAGCAGCAGCACCCCCAGUCUCAACCCCAGCACCCCCAGCAACAGUACCACCCCAGUGGGCUCACCUCCCAGCAGCUGAUGGCCUCCAUGCACCUCCAGAAACUCAACACCCAGUACCACGGACAUCCACUGGGGCCGGUCCAGGGCCAUCACCUGGCCAACGGGGCCCAGUACAGAGUAGGGCCUGGCCAGCUGGCCAGCAUGCAGCACAUGGGUCAGGGUGGGCCAGGUAUGGUGCUGGGACAGAAUAUGGACAUAGACCUGAUAGAUGAGGAGGUUCUGACAGCGCUGGUGUUGGAGCUGGGUCUGGACCGGGUUCAGGAGCUCCCAGAACUGUUCCUGUGUCAGAACGAGUUUGACUUCAUCCCUGACUUUGUUAAUAUGAAACAGCAGCCGAGCACCGUGAGCUGCUGAGAGAUACACAACAGUCAGACGAAGAAAGACGCUGUAAAAACAGGCCGGCGCCCAGAGAAAGACUGAACCACAGACUAGACUAGCCACAGUAGCACACACAAGAGGAGACACGCAGACUAUUGUUUCAGUUCUCUCUGUGUGAGUUUAGGCUAUCUAUCUGUGACCAUGUAUAGUAGAUCUACAGAACACACUGACCUACCUGUGAAUAGUAGGCCUACCUGUUGGUUUAAGAUGAAUUGUAAGGACAGAAAGAGAGGAGAGGAAACGAAAGCUUCCUCUGCAUCAGGCUGGCCAGCAUCAGUGUCGGUGAGAGCUGAGCUCAGUCAGCCCGGCCACAGGGUGGCGCUCUCUCUGGCGCAGUGGCCUCUGUCGAUUCUGUACUGCCUUCCGUCCUGCCUCUGGGCUGCCACCCAUGCCCUAGUGUCAAUAUGUGUGCUGAGGCCUGAGGGAUGAAUGUAGACUCAUUCAGCAGGACAGGAAGACGAGACAGACAAGCUGAGACAAUACAAAGACUAGCUUCACCUGAGACUACUAGAUUUGAUCUAUGGCUUUUAGAAAUGUAUUUAUUUAUGAAUUUACCCAACCAAGUAGCUAGCGGACAUUUGACAAAUUGAGUUGGUCGUCUGAUUAUGAAUUAGGCUGUUGGGGGGAAAAGAGUUGUUCAAAAAUAUGCCUAACUUUAUUGUGUGUAUGUUGAAGGCUGGUUCUUCAAAACAGGCUUGGGCGAUUCCUUCCUCAUUACCUUACCAUUUCCUUUAGUAAGAGCCUGAGAGAGAGAAUGGGCCAAUGGGGUUAGAUUUUCUUGGGUGGUGGGGGUUUAUUAGUCUCUGAUUGGUUAGGAAUUAACUGUGUUACCCUGGCAAUCUGGUUCCUCUCCCUGACAUAAUCUGAUCACAUAAUCAGAACAACAUUAUAAUUAUCAUUAAAACUUAUGUUUCCUUGAAUCUUA